CUCUCAUUGGUCAGAUCGUCUUAUCUGCAAGGUUGCAUCUGACAUGUAUUAUGUCCCGUUUCUCCGCAACCAAACACCAAGGGACCUAGACUCACCCAGAAGACCAUUUCAUCAACAGGCUAUAACAGCGCCAUUACCGCUCUAUAUUUUCCAGCUCAAUGCUAGCAGAACCUGAUCCUAAUUCUUCGUCAUCCUUUCAUGAGGAAAUGCCAAUCAGAGUGACCGACCGGUUGCCUACCGAGGAUGAAACCCCUCGCGUUCGUCAUCUUGUCCUCCAACGGCUAGCACCCUCUGCUGCCGUUACCGACGACCGCCUUGCAGAAGCCCUAAAGAACAGCCCUCAUCUGGAAUCCGUGGUUCUCUCUGGCGUCCCCGAAACGACCGAUAGAACAGUCGUUCUUUUGGCACAACGAGCUAAUAAUCUCCAAGGCCUUAACCUGUCAAAUUGUACCCAAGUUACUGACGUUAGCAUCCUCGAAUUGGCCAACAAAGCUCUGCCGCUUCAAUGGCUAAUCCUCAACGGGGUGACUGGACUCACCGACCCAUCAAUAUCUGCCAUCGCCAAAUCCUGUUCGCGGCUAGCGGAACUGGAGUUGUGUGACCUCCCACUUCUCACCCCGUUGGCUGUCCGAGAUAUAUGGUCGUUCUCUAGGAAAUUACGAACGUUGCGAUUGGCCAAUUGUCCGCUUCUCACAGACAAGGCGUUUCCUGCGCCAUUAUCGAUGAUUCCAACACCGGACCCAGGCGAGGAGCCGGACAAACCCCCUCCUCAUACCCCGGCUACGUGGAUCGAGGAACUUCCUUCGUUAUUUUUGCGGCACACCGCCGACAAUCUACGCGUCCUGGACCUCUCCUCCUGUAAUAAAAUCACCGACAACUCUAUCGACGGUAUAGUCACACAUGCACCCCGAAUUCAAUCCCUCAUCCUGUCGGGGUGCUCACUUCUAACGGAUGCAUCUUUGGACAGCAUCUGUAAAUUGGGUGACCACCUCGACGUUCUCAUGCUAGCUCACGUCUCCAAUAUAACGGACCGAGCCGUCGUUCAGGUUGCCCGCUCCUGUCCUAAUUUAAGGUGUAUAGACGUAGCAUUCUGUCGCAAUCUGACAGACAUGUCCGUCUUUGAGCUAGCAGGGUUGGGGAGACUGAGGCGGCUAAGCUUGGUACGGGUCCACAAGAUCACCGACAUCGCGAUCUUUACCCUCGCCGAACAUGCAACACAUUUGGAGCGCCUUCACCUAUCGUUUUGCGAUGGCCUGUCGCUAGACGCAAUCCACCUGCUCCUACAGAAACUCGGAAACCUCCAGCAUCUCACUGCGACUGGGAUUCCAUCCAUACGAAGGAAAGGCGUCGAACGGUUUUCUGAGCUUCCUCCCCCUAACUGCGACCCGGACCAGCGAGCCGCCUUUCGCGUGUUUACCGGUGAUAAAGUGGUUGCAUUGCGCAAGUUCUUGGACAAGGAAGAAAGACGGCGUCGAGAACAGUAA
Molecule: messenger RNA, 1484 nt
Organism: Coprinopsis cinerea okayama7#130
Lineage: Eukaryota; Fungi; Basidiomycota; Agaricomycetes; Agaricales; Psathyrellaceae
Product: SCF E3 ubiquitin ligase complex F-box protein grrA
Exons: 4
Coding region: 159-1484 (441 amino acids)
Biological process (GO): SCF-dependent proteasomal ubiquitin-dependent protein catabolic process
Cellular component (GO): SCF ubiquitin ligase complex
Molecular function (GO): protein binding
Source: RefSeq, a predicted model, not a curated record